ACCGCGAGCGCCCGCGGGCUGGCGGGGCGCGCUGGGAUCAUGCCGGCGGCCCUGCGCGGGGCAGGGGGCGGCUCCUACGAGCGCCUCCCUCCGCUCAGCCAGAAGAAAUGCAGUCCUGAAGAAAAUGCUUCCUUCUUCAGUAAGAUAACAUAUUCCUGGUACAGCAGAAUAAUAACUUUAGGCUACAAGAAACCAUUGGAAAGAGAGGACCUGUUUGAAUUGAAUGAAAGUGACUCUCCGUAUACUGUAUGUCCUAACUUUGAAAAGCGUUGGAGGAAGGAACUCUUAAAGGCAACAAAAGGAUUAAAGGCUCCUUGUGACAAAGGGGUGAUAUCAGAGAAAGCAAGUUUCCAGAAACCAUCUCUGCUUUACCCUCUAUGGCAAACAUUUAGAUUUUUAUUGAUUAAAGUUGCCAUUCUGAAAGUUGCAGCUGAUAUUCUGGCCUUCAUGAGUCCACAGAUAAUGAAGGAAAUGAUAAUUUUGUUUGAAAAUCACUCUGAUUUACACUGGAAGGGAUACGGCUAUGCCACUGCUCUUCUUGUCGUGGUUGUCUUGCAGACACUUGUCCAUCAGUUAUACCAGCGUUUCAAUAUGCUCACCGCUGUCAAAAUUAAGACUGCUGCUGUUGGCCUGCUAUACAAAAAGGCUUUAAGCUUAGCUAAUUCUUCACGGAGAAAAUAUACAACUGGUGAAAUUGUUAAUUUGAUGUCAGCAGAUGCCCAACAACUUAUGGAACUGACUGUAAACCUCAACCUUCUAUGGUCAGCACCUUUUCAGAUCCUGAUGGCUAUAGUCUUUCUCUGGCAAGAACUGGGCCCAUCAGUGCUAGCAGGUGUUGCAGUGCUCGUUUUGGUUAUACCUAUAAAUGCUUUUGUUGCUGCAAAAGUAAAACAGCUGAGGAAAAGCCAAAUGAAGAAUACAGAUCAACGAGUUAAGCUACUAAAUGAAAUCUUGCAUGGAAUAAAGAUUCUUAAACUUUAUGCAUGGGAACCUUCAUAUCAGAAGAAGGUUGUGGAAAUUCGAGAACAUGAAAUAGAUGUUCUGAAGUCUUCUGGGUACCUGACAACUUUCUCCAUGCUAACUUUAACCUGUAUUCCUUUUAUGGUCUCAUUGGCUACAUUUGGAGUCUAUUUUCUGCUGGAUGAAGAGAAUGUCCUAACUGCAACUAAAGUUUUUACAUCUAUCUCUUUGUUUAAUAUUUUGCGACUGCCUUUGUUUGAUUUGCCAACAGUGAUCUCUGCCGUAGCCCAGACAAAGGUUUCUCUGAGUCGUUUAGAGGAUUUUUUAUAUUCUGAAGACCUUAACCCUCAAGACGUUGACACAAACUACAGUGGAAAUCAUGCUGUGGGAUUUAUUGGUGCUUCUUUCCGAUGGGAGAAGACUGGACCUUCAGUCUUAAAUAAUUUGAACAUGAAGAUCCCGGAAGGCUCUUUAGUUGCUGUUGUGGGGCAGGUUGGAUCUGGAAAAUCAUCUCUCCUUUCUGCUAUUCUUGGAGAAAUGAACAAGUUUGAAGGAACAGUCCAAAGAAAAGGUUCAGUGGCUUAUGUUUCCCAGCAGGCCUGGAUUCAGAAUUCCAUUUUGCAAGAAAAUAUUAUUUUUGGAUCAGGUCUGAACAGGCCAUAUUAUGAGAGGGUUUUGGAGGCCUGUGCUCUACUACCAGAUUUGGAGCAGUUACCAAAUGGGGAUCAAACAGAGAUUGGAGAAAGGGGAGUGAAUAUAAGUGUGGGGCAGAAGCAGAGAGUGAAUCUGGCUAGAGCUGUUUACAGUAAUGCUGACCUAUAUCUUCUGGAUGACCCCUUGUCUGCUGUAGAUGUACAUGUUGGAAAGCAUCUUUUCGAGAAGCUGAUUGGGCCCUCGGGGCUCUUAAAAAACAAGACGCGUAUUUUAGUGACCCAUAACCUGACACUCCUGCCUCAGACAGAUGUUAUAAUUGUAAUGGAAUACGGCAGGAUAGCACAUAUGGGGACCUACCAAGAGCUGCUCUCAGAAAGAGCUAACUUUGCUGAUCUGCUUCAAGUCUUCAGUGCAGAAAAUAAAAGUGAAGAGACACCUCAAAUGAAAAUGUCUUCUUUAAAGAAAGAGAGUCAAAAAGGCAAUACUCUGCCUCAAAAAGAGCUCCUGAGGCAUAAAGACAGUUCUUCCUUUGAAGAAACCAAAGCAUUCUCAAUGAAGAAAGAAAAUGUUACUACUGGCAGCAUGACAAUGUCAGUUAUUUUGAAAUACCUGCAAGCAUUUGGCUGGAUAUGGGUAUGGCUAACCCUAGCAGCUUAUUUAGGACAAAAUGCAGUAGCUGUAGGACAAAAUCUGUGGCUUAGCACCUGGUCAGCAGAAGAAGAAAAAAAUAAGGAUUACACAGAGUGGAAACACUUAAGAAACAAUAAACUUGGUGUCUAUGGGCUUUUGGGAUUCAUACAAGGUCUUCUGGUCUGCUAUGGUGCAUAUGUGCUUACUCGGGGAUCCCUCUGUGCUUCUCGGACAUUGCAUAAUCACAUGUUAGCCAGCGUGCUGCACCUUCCCCUCCAGUACUUUGAAACUAAUCCAGUAGGUCAGAUCAUCAAUAGAUUCACAAAGGACGUGUUUAUCAUUGAUCUGCGCUUCCAUUACUACUUACGGACCUGGUUAAACUGUACACUAGAUGUUAUUGGAACCAUUCUAGUAAUCAUGUCUGCUUCACCUCUCUUCAUACUGGUAGUUAUUCCCCUUGGAUACCUGUAUUUUAUUAUCCAACGAUACUACAUAGCUAGUUCACGACAAAUCCGACGAUUAGCUGGAGCAUCACACUCUCCUGUGAUCUCCCACUUCAGUGAAACUCUCUUAGGACUGUCUACAAUCCGAGCAUUUGGACACCAAGAAAGAUUCAUUAGACAAAACAAAGAUGUGGUGAAUGAGAACUUGGUUUGCUUCUACAACAAUGUUAUCUCAAACAGGUGGUUGGCUGUCAGGCUUGAGUUUCUAGGAAACCUGAUGGUUUUCUUUGCUGCCUUGUUUGCAGUGCUGGCUGGAAAUACAAUGAAUUCCUCUACAGUGGGUUUAUCCAUAUCAUAUGCACUGAAUAUAACUCAAAGUUUGAAUUUUUGGGUGCGUAAAGCAUGCGAAAUUGAAACGAAUGGAGUUUCCAUUGAAAGAGUCUGUGAAUAUGAAAAAAUGGACAAAGAGGCCCCCUGGAUAAUGUCUAAAAGGCCCCCGAUGGGAUGGCCCAAUAAAGGGAUAAUAGAGUUCAUUAAUUACCAAGCUCGGUAUAGAACAGAUCUUGGUUUGGCCCUACAGGAUGUCUCCUUCCAAACACACAGUAAAGAGAAGGUUGGAAUCGUAGGAAGAACAGGAGCUGGUAAAUCAACACUCACGAAUUGCUUAUUUAGAAUUAUAGAAAGAGCUGGAGGAAAAAUAAUUAUAGAUGGAAUUGAUAUAUCAACUAUUGGACUACAUGAUCUACGUGGCAAUCUUAACAUUAUUCCACAGGACCCUGUCUUGUUCUCUGGGACCCUCCAAUCUAACUUGGAUCCCUUUGGAAAAUAUUCUGAUCAUGAGCUGUGGGAGGCAGUGGAGUUGUGUAACUUAAAGAAUUUUGUCCAGUCACUCCCAAAGAAACUCCUUCAUGAGAUUUCAGAAGGUGGUGAAAACCUCAGUGUUGGGCAGAGGCAGCUUGUGUGUCUUGCCCGGGCUUUGCUACGGAAGACAAAAAUUCUAAUCUUAGAUGAGGCAACAGCCUCUGUUGACAUGGAAACCGAUAACCUAGUGCAGUUCACCAUCCGGAGGGAGUUUCACAACUGCACAGUAUUAACUAUAGCCCACAGGUUGCAUACUAUCAUGGAUUCUGAAAGAGUGCUUGUUCUGGGAUCUGGAAGAAUUAUAGAAUUUGAUACCCCACAUAAUUUAUUACUUCAGCAAGGAGUUUUUUCAAAAAUGGUUUCUGAGGCUGGGAUAACACAAGAUACAAACUCAUGAACUUAUUUUUGUGAAGACAAGAAUGCUGUUUUUUCUGAACUCGAAUGCAGGAAAUGCUCCAGGGAUGUGUGGUUAAUUGUAUCCUUGACAUUAUAAAAUGAUCACACAGUUUAGGGGAAUUGGGUAGUUUUAACAUUACAAACUUCUUACAUGUGGUAGGAUAAAAGCUGAUGGUUGCUACUGUUAUGUUCUGUAUUGCACACUCUUCAAUCUUCUUUAAAAUAUUUUAUAUACAUUUUUCACUAGAACAAAAAAACGUAAAGCCUUGUUUUCAUAGCAUACAGUGACUUUUGCUUUAAUAAAUGAUCUGGAGACUACAUAAAUGCUUGUGAGCCACACGAGUUAACACUCCAGAACCUUCAGCACUUGUUUUGGUUGAAUCGGUUUGUAUGAUUUAAAUUAUUUAGUGAAUAAUGCUGAUUUAACCAGUAUCCUCUAUUAUAAAUAAUGAGCUGGUGAAAAUUCAUUCAAGAAUUGUCUUUUUAUGAACAUGGGAGGCUCAGUGCUGACUUGAGUCUGUACAUGAAUGUUUUUUAAAUUCUUGAGGGUAUAUUCAGUUGCUUUUUUUAAAUGGCCUUUGAAAACCCUAAAAUAAAUAACAAGUUCAACGAUUAGUACUUAUUUUUGUCUACUUAACUGAGCAUUCUCAAGUCACAUUGUGACAGAAUUCUUAAAGGAAAAUCCCUCUGGGAAAUAUUCACUUUAAAGCAUAUCUGUACAAGCUAUUCUUGCACUAGUCAUGGCAAUAGAACCCUCUUUUCAUAUUUAAUGGGAAUGCUAACAAAGCAUUUUCUUCUGUAUAUAAAGUACUGUAAGUUAUGGUUCUAAUUUGUUGGCUUGUUUGUGGUUAAACUGGGUGAAAAGAUACAGGGAAGAGAAGAAAGUUUCCUUGAGAAUAUACAAUGCGUACAAAUGAUACACAAGAAAAAGUGAAAUGGUGUUUUGCACUAAUUCAAACAUUCAUGAGGCAGAUACAGUUCUACUCUGAGAAGUCAUUAAACUUUCCCCAUAAGAACCUAUGCACACAUUUGAGGUAUCUAAGCUGUGGAAGCAGGGUACCUGUAUCUUAUGAUGCACCAUCUCCUACAUGCCUUAUUCUCUUGAGAGGUAUGCUGGUGCUACACCAAACUAACCUCUGUCCAAAGCUGUACUCUUUAAGGUCUAUAGUACUGCCCGAGGAACUACUUUUACAAAGUUCCUUGAUUUUCUUCUCAGGCCUGAUUAGGCUUUGGGCCCCAGCCCAGCUUCAUUACUGUAGCAUAAAUGCUGUAGGAGGUCAAGUAGCGCUGAACACUCUGCCUCCUGGUAAUCAAACUGAGGUGGGCACUCUCUUAUAGCCGCCAUACUAGGAAUAGCAGAGAAGAGGGAUCAGUACUUCCCGUUGGAGAUCCACCAGUAGAACAGCAAUUCUAGUCAUGUUGGCACAGUCAUCAGCUUGACUGGUUUGGUGGUAGCUUGGGCCUCGCUCAGAAAAAAGGAUAAGUGAAGGAUCCAGGCAUUCUCUGCUACUUUUAAUUUAGCUCAAAAGGUACAAUAUUGUCCCUGACAAUAACAGCCAGCUGUAAGUAAUACAGUUCCCUAAAAUAUACUAAUAAACUAGAGCUUGCACCAAACUAUUGAUUAGGAUAGAGUAGCUAGAGUGAAGCUAAAUUAAUUUUGGCAGAGAUUAGACUUCUACAAGUUGUAGGCCCAUGUCAUAAACAGAUAGUUAAGGGUUAAGGUCUCUUUUACCUGUAAAGGGUUAACAUGCAGUACCUGAUGACCACCUGACCAGAGGACCAAUCAGAGACAAGAUAAUUUCAAAUCUCUGUGGA
Mauremys mutica (yellowpond turtle) is the source of this 5759-nucleotide messenger RNA. Its product is annotated as multidrug resistance-associated protein 1-like. Gene Ontology annotation, cellular component: membrane. Gene Ontology annotation, biological process: transmembrane transport. The record is from RefSeq and is a predicted model, not a curated record. The transcript has 28 exons. The coding region runs from base 40 to 3945 and encodes 1301 amino acids. Lineage: Eukaryota; Metazoa; Chordata; Testudines; Geoemydidae. Gene Ontology annotation, molecular function: ATP binding; ATP hydrolysis activity; ABC-type transporter activity.